AUGCAGCGAUAUAAAUGGGUGGAAGAUGAUGAAUGUCGAAAACAAGCAUUGAAUUCAGUGAACAAAUGCUCCAGUGAUUGUGGUCAUAAGUUGGCCCCUAUUGGCGGUGAUAUACAAGAUAUGAUGGAUUGUUUUAGUAAACAAGGACCCGCCAUUCAAACUGAAGACGUCUGCUUAAGGCAAAAAAUCUUUUACAAAUGCGAUAAUUGGUCUCAACCUACACUCGUCAAUGAAAUUAACUUCGACAAUUUAGAGGUGUUUUUGUCUGGAACUUCUUACGACAUACCAUCUAUCUGA
This is a messenger RNA of Brugia pahangi, 297 nucleotides long. Lineage: Eukaryota; Metazoa; Nematoda; Chromadorea; Rhabditida; Onchocercidae. The record is from the annotation of a GenBank genome assembly.